AUGUCUAAAAACGUUUGCUACGUUGAGGAUGCCGAGGAGGACUCAGAGACCUCUGUCCUCGAGGGCAUCCGUGAUACACGCCGCUAUGCCGUCUCUGAAGCUCCAGGUCCCGCGAGCCCUCCCCCCAAAGAACGUCCUAAUACUGGAAAAUCCCGCGGCGAACACAGACGACACACAAGCCGGAGGCAGGUAACCCCUCCCAGCGAUGACUAUUCAGACGAGGAACCUCGUCCUCCCCCUCGUAGGGAGGAACGUUCCCGCCGAGACCAUGAACGGGAGCGGGAGCGUGAACAGCAACGUGAACAACGAGACAAAGAUCGACGUCGCAAGGAAAGAAAACAAAAAGAAGCUGCCGAGUUGCAACAGCGAAAAGUCAGGGCUGAAGCUAAGCAGCAAGCACAAGCUCAAGCUCAAGCACAAGCACAGCAAGCACCCAGAGAGCGUGAGGGUAAGCCCGCGAGGAGGCCUCGCCCUACAUCUUUGAGUCACACCAGGACUGAGCCUGUUAUUCAACAAUAUCGUCGUGGCCGCGUUGAGGACCCUUCCUGCUAUGGUGUUCAACAGCCUGCCGUUUCGGGCAUGCGCCCUCGUGCUCAAACUCGACCUCACAGCUAUUACCCUGGACAGCCAGCUCCUCCGAUUUCCAAUGCUGGUUGGCAUCAUCACCAGCACUCUCAGCCUUCUUUCCCCGUUGGAUCAUUCCCAGGACCAUCACCCUAUUUCCCUGGAGCGUCGUCUCCGUCUGUAUCGGGCAUUCCGCCAUCACCUUCACCUGUCGGUGGAGGGCCACCCGGCUUCUUUGACAUGCCCUCAUCGCAAGCAAGCGCUCAUCUCAGGAAUCGUUUCGAGCGACCUGCGUCAUCCAUGGGAUUCCGACAGGACCAACCUUCUCCUUCCAAUAUUGGGUACCCUCAGGAUGAGUACGAGGUAGAGGAACAACAGCCUGAGCCUCCUCGUCCGUUAAGGCGUGCCUCCCGCUCUAGCAGGAAGCCGCCACCACAGCAGAUUGAGGAUGAUCGCCGACGAAUGCCUCCUCCUGAUAGUAUCCCAAGACCCAAGUCUGCUAUGCCUUCUCAAACCACUCCAUUCCGUGCUCCACCUCAAACAUUGACUCGUCAGAAGACGAGAACUCCUUCACGCCCUCCACCAUCCAGCCGUAGCCGUGUCGGGUUUGCAGAUCAACAAGGCUAUGAUGACGAGGACUUCACGGAAAGCCCUGGUCUUUUUGCCGAUUCUCCUGAGGCCAACUUCGACCGUCGUACAGCCUUAACGUCUCGCCCUCGAAGAAGCUCGGUUGCAUAUGAAGGUUAUGGCGCUGAUAUUAUUCCUGCCCGCAGCACUCGUCGUGGAUCUGUUGCAUACGAGCGUGGCGGGAUUGAUAUCAUCCCUGCCCGCAAUACUAGGCGAGAUUCAUUCUACGAUUAUGACCAGUACGACAGUGGCGGUGCCAGUCUGGAUGAGGACAAAUAUUUGGACGCUAUGAAAUAUCAGGACGACAUCAAUGGCGGCCCUGCCAUGCCUUUAACUGCCGCCGCCCUUCGCAAAGCCAGCAACCCUCGGCUUGGCGGCGGAAGCAGUCGCAGCAGCGGCAGCCAUGAUGACAGCGAGUACAAGCGAAGCAACACCACUGGCCUCACCCGAUCUUCUUCUAGCGAUACCGACAAUGUCACCAUUAAAGUAUCAGGCUCGGCCGUCGUGCGUGUAUCGGGUGCUGAGAUCGAAUGUGGCGAUGGAGGUGAGAUUACCUUUUCCAGACCAACUGCUGGCUCUCGUCUUGGUAGCGACCGUGCAAGCAGUUAUUACCAGCUUGAGGACGUCCAAAGUCGAGUUGAACGAAAAGCUCUGCCUUAUCGACCGCACACUCCUAGUCGUUCUGACUCGCAUCACCGGGGCUAUUCUGGAAAUCAUGCCCCGUAUGAUCCGUCGCUCACCAUGGAUGACUAUAUUUAUUGA
This is a messenger RNA of Fusarium venenatum, 1953 nucleotides long. RefSeq lists its product as uncharacterized. The record is from RefSeq and is a predicted model, not a curated record. Lineage: Eukaryota; Fungi; Ascomycota; Sordariomycetes; Hypocreales; Nectriaceae.